AUGGAUCCAGGUGUCACUUUGUACAACAUGUGCAAGAAGAUUGCACAGCUGUACAAAGUCGUACAGUAUAUAUCUGCACACCUGGAAGAAAGAGCUUUCCAAAUCGAAGCAGUUCGAACACAAUAUUACACAGAAAUCGAUAAAGUAAUCAGUCUUUAUGAGAAAAAUGCCUCGAAGUUUAUGGAAGAACUCGAUCCGACCGCAAGAUAUGAAAGUGCGCAGAAAAAUCUAGAGCGAAAACACGAUAUUUUAGAGACAGCCCUAAAACAAGCGGAAAAAGAUGAGGUUAAUGCGGCAAAAGAGGAAGAAGAAGUUCUAUCUAAAUCAAUUACGCCAUUAAAAGAAACACUCAGCCAAUUAAACGACCAAUUAAAAGAACAAAUUCAGUAUUUGAAAGAGAAAGUCACAGAAGAUAAUACGAAAUUAGUUACUACUAUCCAAGACGUGGAGAAAAAACACAAGAAAGAGAUAGAUCUUUGUGAUAUCGAAUCUGAGAAAAAAUAUUUACAAUUAAAACAAGAAAAUACCGACAAACUUAAGGCUAUGCAAGAUGACCAUAGACUCAACAUGCAAAAUAUUGUCGAAGAACAAAAGCAACUUGCAAAUACUCCAUUAGAUGUAAAAGCCCUUCGUAAUGGCAAGCUCAAACUCCAAAAUACUCGUGAAUUCCUCGUAACAACAAAUACUCAAGUACAAGAUCUCAUCAAAAAGUAUCUAGAAAUUAUGUCGAAUAUUCAACCACACGUAAUACAGAAUUCCAAGCAAAUAGCCACUUAUUCGAAGGAAUACGAGCAAGAUCUGCUUAUGAACGAGCAGCACAACGAAAUGGUAACUAAAGAAUUCCAAGAAGAAAUUGAAAAAAUAAAAGAACAACAAAUCCAAGUCCAAAAGAGCCAAGCAAUGCAAAUAGAACUCCUCAAGAACGAGCUGACCUCUUUACGUAACUCUUUCAAAGCAGAAAUGGACGAAGCGGAGAAAAACAAAAAUUCUACAGACGGAAACAUCGAAAACGUCAUAAAAAACUUGGCCGCAUCGAAUUUCAAGGAAGAAGAAGAGCGGAGAAAAGCCAUUGCAAGGGAACAAGAAGCCAAAGAGAAGUACAUGACAAUACUAACAAGAGAUACACAACUAACAAUGGAUGAUUUGAAAGCAGACAUAUUAAAAGCGAAAGACGAAAUCGAUGACGAAAACAUGAUUUUGCAAAAAGCGAUUGAUUCAGAAACAGAAAGAUUUGAAAAUCAGAAGAGAUACUUAACAUCAAAUCACGAAGAACUAUUAGCCCAGAAAGGUAAAGAACUAGAAGAAUCAUCAGUUAUGGAAUCAAAUUACAGAAAAGCUGAUCAAGAAAGAAAAACACAGAAAACAAUGUUAGAUACUUUAAUGAGAAUUUUCAAGACAUCGAUGGAAAACAUUGUUGUUUCUGAAAGGGACGAAAUCAGACAACUUGAGCUUAACUACGAGAAGAACAAGAAUGAAACACAAACUACUGUUGACAACGAGUACAACGCGAAGACAAGAUUUACUUCGCAAUCAAUAAAUGAUUUGCAAAAUCAAUACAACGAAGAAAUGGAAAGAAUAAAAAAUGAAAGGGAAAGAGAUAUUGAUUUGCAAACAGAGAUGAUACAAACAGAGUUCAAUAACAUGAAAUCUGUUGAUGAAAUAAGAGAUGAAUAUGUUAAAGAAUACCAGAAACUAACAGAUGAAUUCGAAAGUAUAAAUGAAAAACCGACGAUUUCGGAUAAAUAUUCUGAAAAGAAUUUAAACGAAAUCAAAGCGAAAAAAGACGAAAUCAAGAUAAAAUUGCAAAAUGAUAAAGAAACAAUGCUGGAUAAAUAUAAAACAGACUUCGCAAAUGAACAAUCUCGUCACGAAGCGAAGUUAUUAACUUAUAUUUCAGCUCUGAAUGAAACAAUCGAUGUUGGACCAGAAUUACAAAGAAUUCGAGAAAAAGAAAAUGUAAAAAUCACUAAAUACAAUACACAAAUACAAGAAUAUAGUGAGAAAUUAAAGGAAUUGCAGUUGGAAUUCAAGCCAGCAACAGGAGAAGCAGCUGUUGAUUGUCCUGAAAUACAAGAACUAAGAAACAAACUCUCUGAAGCACUGAAAAAUCAAAAGGAACAAUUGACGAAAGCAAGAAAUGAAAGUGAAAAAGAUAUCAAAGAAUUGAUUGACGAGAUCAAGAAACAAGAAGGAUUAAACGAUGAUUCAAUAAAGAACCUCCAAGAAUCACUUGAAUACAUCAUUUCUCAGAUCAAAGAUACAAUUCAAACUGACCAAGAAAAGAAGAAGAGAAGAAAAAUCGAAGUUGAAGAAAUCAUAACGAAUUUGAUGAUGAAAUAUGAACAGGACAAACAAGAGUCACAAGACAAAUUCGAGCAGAAUAGGGCUGAUAUGCAGAACAAUAUAGAAAACUCUGAUAAAGAACUAAACAACCAAAUUGUUGAUGAUUCUGAAUCAGAACAAAAUAACUCAAUUGAAUUGAAGAAGAAACUAAAGGAAGAAGAAGAGAAAAUGAAGAAAGAAAUACUUGAAUACAAAGAUCAUUUGAACCAUACUAAUCCUGAAUUGGAUAACGCUGUUGAAGAGGCUUACAAGAAGAGAGAUGCUGCAAAACUCGCUUUCGAUAAUAAACCAAUUCGUGACCAAGAAAAAACAAUUUUGAUAAAUCUUUCUGAAAUCCUUUACCAGAAAACAUCACAUUUGUACACUAUAGGAAGAGAUCUUCUCGAUUACAGAGCGAGAAUUGUUGCACAGGAAGAGGAAGUAAAUUCCAGAUUCGGAAGAGAUUCACAGAUUGGAGUAAUGAGAAGCCAACCUGUAAGACCAAUGACAGCUGUUGUAAAGAAGAGAACAACACCAAGAUUGGCUACUCCUGUUUAA
Messenger RNA from Trichomonas vaginalis G3, 2880 nucleotides. RefSeq names its product TAG-278-related family. The record is from RefSeq and is a predicted model, not a curated record. The transcript has a single exon. The coding region runs from base 1 to 2880 and encodes 959 amino acids. Lineage: Eukaryota; Parabasalia; Trichomonadida; Trichomonadidae.